This is a messenger RNA of Astyanax mexicanus (Mexican tetra), 3534 nucleotides long. It is a transcript of the gene dcaf12, whose product is annotated as DDB1 and CUL4 associated factor 12. Gene Ontology annotation, molecular function: protein binding. Gene Ontology annotation, cellular component: Cul4-RING E3 ubiquitin ligase complex. The record is from RefSeq and is a predicted model, not a curated record. NCBI's taxonomy places the organism in Eukaryota, Metazoa, Chordata, Actinopteri, Characiformes, Acestrorhamphidae. The transcript is spliced from 9 exons. The coding region runs from base 377 to 1822 and encodes 481 amino acids.
ACUACUUGUUGUGGUUUGAGUUGAGUGCGGCUGCGCUCGCCGUUUAUGACGUCUGCCCGAGAAGAGGGGGACAGAUCGAGAGCGGAGGACUGGAGGAAGGUGAAAAACAGCAGCAGUCCGACCACACCGGGAGGGGAGGAGUACUACAACCGCAACUCCUCCACACGGAACAGCUCUCCGGCCGCUAGAGCAGCUUAUCUCAGGAGGGGAGGCUUCAGCGCUGACCGAGAGCCGUGCCCGCAGUCCGGCUGACCGAGCGGCUAGCUUCAGAUCAGCCGGCUGAACUCAGCGCAGCGCCGUUAUAUGAUCCACCUCCCAGCGGCACUGCGAGUGUUACUGCCCUCCAUGUGGGUGAGGGACCUCUGUGUGUCGGAUUAUGGCGAGAAAAACAGUUAGCAGGAAAAGGAAGGCAGGGGAGCUCAAGGAACAACAGCUUGAUUGGUGCCAGUCUGUAUAUAAGCGUGCUCGUGUGUCGUCACUGUCGCGGCAUGCCCAGCAGUGGUGGCAGGGUCGUCAGUCCGUGGUUUGUGCUAUCCGGGGACGGGAGUUCCGCCCGCAGCAGCAGCAUGAGUGGAGGUUCCAGCGCAGCUUGCGUGGCUUUGCUGCCGGACGCAUCCCAGGUAUUCUCAGAGAGCGAGAGUUCUCCCUGGGCUGCCUCAACAAAGUGUUCGCCUCUCAGUGGCUCAAUCACCGCCAGGUGGUGUGUGGGACCAAGUGCAAUACGCUGUUUGUGGCGGACGUCCUCACAGGACAGAUCACCCGCAUUCCCAUGCUGAAGGACCGCGAGGGAAGGGGAGGGGGCUCCCUGGGCAUGGGAGUGAUGGGCGGCCCACUGUUUCAUGCCCCGGGCUCAGCCGCUGGACUGGAUGCCCAGCAGGGCUGUGGCAUCCAUGCCAUCGAGCUUAACCCUUCCCGCACCCUGCUAGCCACUGGAGGAGAUAACCCAAACAGUCUGGCUGUCUACCGACUGCCCACCCUAGACCCAGUCUGCGUGGGGGAUGACGGCCACAAUGAUUGGAUUUUCUCCAUUGCCUGGAUCAGUGACACAAUGGCUGUAUCGGGUUCUCGGGAUGGCUCUAUGGGUCUGUGGGAGGUGUCUGAGGAGGUACUGGACCAGGCUGAGAAACAGCAGGCUGAGGAGGGAGUCCCCUGCUAUGCCCAUAUCUCCCACCGUGCCCUUAAAGACAUCCCCAAGGAAUACACUCACCCCUAUAACUGCAAAGUGCGCGCCCUAGCCUUCAAUAACAGCCAUAAGGAGCUGGGUGCUGUGUCUCUAGAUGGGUAUUUUCACUUAUGGAAGGCUGAGGACAACCUGUGUAAGGAGCUGUCUACCAAGCUUCCUUACUGCAAGGAGAAUGUGUGCCUGGCAUACGGACUGGACUGGUCAGUGUAUGCUGUCGGUUCCCAGGCACACGUGUCUUUCCUUGACCCUCGGCAGUCCUCUCAGAACAUCAAGUCUGUGAGCUCCAGGGAGCGCGGCAGUGGGAUCCGCUCUGUCAGCUUCUAUGAGCACAUAGUGACGGUGGGUACAGGCCAAGGCUCCCUGCUCUUCUAUGACAUCAGGGCCCAGAGGUUCCUUGACAGUCCAUCCUGUUCAUCCGGCGGCUACCAGAAGCGCACUGCAGAUGGCAUCCUUAAACUCACAACAGGGAGAGGCUGGCUGAACCAUGACGAGACGUGGAGAAGCUACUUCUCAGAUAUCAGCUCCUUCCCCAACGCCGUCUACACACAUUGCUACGAUGACACGGGCACCAAGCUGUUUGUGGCUGGAGGACCUCUCUGCUCUGGGCUGCACGGGAACUACGCCGGCCUUUGGAGCUAGCCUUCACCCAUCCAUCCAUCCAUCCAUCCACCCAUCCAUCCAUCCAUCCAUUAAUCCAUUCCAACAGCAUUCUCUCACCCUCACUCUCACACACCCUCACCCUCGUCGUUAUUGCUCCACUGUGCUCACUCCGCAUCUGCAGCACUUUUCUGUCUUUUUUGUUUUCUUCUUCUCUAUUCUCAGUGAGCUCAGGAGAGUGAAACAUGAAUCAUCUUCUCAAUUCUUUAAAGUCUGUGACCUGUUGUGUCCUCUGCCUCAGAUUUUUCUCUCUUUUUUUUUUUUCUUCACCCGUUUUUUUGUCCUCCUCGGCUCCUUGUUUGUUUUAUGUCUGUAAAGACGAUGCAAAGCUGGGAGUGGCAUCAGCGAGGUGCUCUGUUUGGAGUUGCCUCUGAGAACUUUGACGAAGUAUUAAAUAAGAUAUUAAAAUAUUUAACAGCCAGGAUGGGUGGAUGAUGUUCUUGUUCUUUGUUUCGUUUCGGGUUUUUUUGUUAUUUCGUUUCUCUGUGUCCUGAGGACGAUAAUGCAGCUGAUGAAGCUAUUUGGUGGCCCUGUGUUUUUGUUCAUCUUUGGCUAGCAAUGGACUGAAGUGCGAAGAAGAUGGAACGAUAGGAGAGACUGAUUGGAUGUGAAAUUUGACUCUGUUUGGGAGAGAAGAGCGAGAGAACCGUCUGAGUACCACCUUUUACUGUGCCAUAAUAUGCCCUGGUGGUCACAGACAGAUUGGGAUCCACAAGACUGUGAUGAACGUAUAUGAUGGGUCCACAGAAAACCUCUGGAGCAUGAGCUCAGACAGCAGUCAAAGGAGACUAGUUCUUGUUGUUUUGUUGCUUUUAUUUCACCUGCUGGUGAGAGGAAAUGAUGACCGAUUCAGAACGUGGCCCUGUGCGAAUUGAUUCGUGAUUUUUAAUUCGAUUUGAAUUAAUUUGAGGGUCCUCUCUGUUUUUUGAUAUGUGAUGAAGAACAACUUUAAUUUGACUGUCUCUACUUUGUAAGUGAGACUUGAGUAUAUACAUAACGUUGGAAAUAAUAUUAAUUUUUGUUUUCUUUCCCCCCCCCCAGAGUUGACUAAUUUAUUUUCUCCCCUUGUAAGUCACUAGCACUCAUGGUGUUCAGGUACAAUCAUUUUUGUUAGCAGUGUGUUGCUUCUGAACGUCUACCAGUGGAAGAUUCUUCAUCUAUACUUCCUCCUUUUCAGCAGAAGCAGGGUCGUAGUGAGUGACUUUGUUGCCUUUCCUGAGUCUUUCUGUGAAAGACUGUUUGCAGGUUGAUGUUUUUUUUUGGUUUUGUUUUGUUUUUUUAAAACAUAAAACCUUCAUAAAUUCGUUUGCAAAAAAAAGGUAAAAAGCUAGAACAACAGCAGAUGUGAUAACGACCAUAUAUUAGACAAAUACCCAUCACUUUUAAAACGUAUUUUAUAUAUAAAUGUGUGUAUACGUAUUUGAAAUCUUAUAGAGGGUUAAUACAUUUUAUGUACAUGUUUGAGGAUGUGUGUGCGUGCGUGUGCGUGCGUGCGUGUGUGUGUGGACUAACCGUCAUUAUUUCGGUGGUGCCCUCUUUUUUUAUACACACUACAUGAAUGUUUUUACAGAUUACUGAAGUCUGAAAACAUACAUUUUCAGAAACAACAAAAACAAGCGACACAAACAAACCCAAGAAGUUGUUUAAAGAGAAAAUAAUGAAUAAAAGUCUAUUGAUGUAUUUUUCUUCCAGUU